AUGGACUCCAACAGAGAGAUUCCACCUGAGCUGGAAGCAAUUGCUCUGCGAAAAUUCGAUAGCCUUGUGGACAGAGGAGAGAUACAGUACGAGCGGCCAAAGACUUCGGUAGUAUGGGCACAGGGGUUUCAGUUCCAGUUUGACGUAACGCCAGCUUUGAGCAACAAGCCAAUACUCUCGCCCGAAGAUCCAGGUCGUUCAAACCCCAUCGGUCCAUUUGUCGACCCUCCAGAGGAAUGGCCAUACGUGGAGACCAGCAUCUCGGGAGUGCCAUUUGUGCACUUUGUUGUCCGCCUGCCAGAGAAAUCGUCCUCCAAACAAGUCUACACGCAGUAUGAGAGGCUUCUUGGAAUGGCGAAAGACGCCCUGAAAGCUGCACAUGCCGGCACUGACUACAACUUGAUACUUGUAUCCGAAUGGAUGGCUCUGAUACCACGCAGGAGGAAAGGCUGGGGGUCCUUUAUCGCAAAUGCAGCGAAUAUGGUGGGCUCACUGUGGCUCAGGAUCGAGGAGCAGCGAGAUGAUAUGCUCAAACACCCGAUUGUAGAUAUGCUUGCUGAGUUAGGUAUCCCACUACAGCGUACCUGA
Molecule: messenger RNA, 588 nt
Organism: Letharia columbiana
Lineage: Eukaryota; Fungi; Ascomycota; Lecanoromycetes; Lecanorales; Parmeliaceae
Exons: 3
Coding region: 1-588 (195 amino acids)
Biological process (GO): nucleotide metabolic process
Molecular function (GO): ATP:ADP adenylyltransferase activity; ATP binding
Source: RefSeq, a predicted model, not a curated record